Molecule: messenger RNA, 1341 nt
Organism: Anthostomella pinea
Lineage: Eukaryota; Fungi; Ascomycota; Sordariomycetes; Xylariales; Xylariaceae
Source: the annotation of a GenBank genome assembly
AUGCAAUCAAGCGCGCAGAGUAGCGAGCAGAGUGGGAAGUCCGAAAUGGAUGCCGUUGGAAACAGCAAGGCGCCCGAAUUUGGCCCACGAAUGCUUCAGCACUUCGACUUUGACCCAAACUUUCGCAAUCUGAAUCAGGGUUCCUUCGGAGCAUCCCCACGGGAGAUCAGGAAGAAAAUGCGCCACUACCAGGACCUUGCUGAAGCCAUGCCCGACGGCUUCAUCCGCUACGAGCUCCCCAAAAUCUUGGAUGAGUCGCGGGCGGCGGUGGCAAAGCUGCUGAAUGCGCCGACGGACACCGUGGUCUUCGUGCCCAACGCGACAAACGCGAUCAACGUCAUCCUUCAGAAUAUGACCUGGAACGAGGAUGGCAAGGAUGAGAUUCUGUACUUCGACACUGUGUACGGCGCUUGUGGCAAGACUAUCGACCACAUUGUCGAUAAGCCACUCGGUCGGGUGUCAUCGCGGGAGAUAGACAUCACCUAUCCGUGCGAAGACGACGACGUCUUAUCUGCGUUCCAGGCUGCCCUGGACAGUUGCGCAAGCGCGGGAAAGCGAGCAAAGGCGUGCGUCUUCGACACCGUGUCGAGUCUUCCCGGUGUGCGCUUCCCCUUCGAAGAGAUGACCGAGGCAUGCAAAGCAGCCGGCGUCCUGAGCAUCAUCGACGGUGCACAGGGAGUGGGGAUGAUCGAGCUGGACCUGAGUGGUCUGGACCCCGAUUUCUUCCUGUCGAACUGCCACAAAUGGCUGCACGUGCCGAGAGGCUGCGCUGUGCUCUAUGUGCCGUUCAGGAACCAAAGCAUGAUUACGACGACGGUGCCAACCUCACACGGAUACGUGUCCACGUCGCGAGUGAGGUUCAAUCCCAUGCCGAAGGGCGACAAGUUGGCGUUCGUCAGCAAGUUCGAGUUCGUCGGGACCAUCGACACGAGCCCCUAUCUUUGCGUCAAGGACGCUGUCAAAUGGCGACAGGAGAUCCUCGGCGGGGAGAAGGGCAUCAUCGAUUACAUACAAACCCUCGCCAAAGAGGGAGGGAAAGUUACAGCUGCUAUCCUGGGCACCGAAGUGUUGAACAACAAGUCGGGGACCCUGUCGAAUUGUGCAAUGACUAAUGUCGCUUUGCCAUUAGAGACCGCAGAGGCGGUGGCCGCUCACAACUGGAUGAUGAGGGUGAUGACCCCAGACUACAAGACUUUCAUUCCUCUACGUAUGGGAGAUAGUCGCCUGUGGGCGCGGAUCAGCGCCCAGGUGUAUCUAGGGAUGAGCGAUUUCGAGUGGGCGGGACACGUCCUGCUCGACCUCUGCAGGAGAGUGCGAGAAGGAGAGCACGAGAAGUCUUGA